GGUGGUGUUAGCCGUUUCCCUUAUCCUAAAGAAGUCUGGUCUCCUGCUGGUGGCUGGUGGGCUCAGCCCAAAACCUGGAAGCCCAACACUGCCAUUGCUGUUCUUGGCAUGGCUUUCACCCUUGGCGCCAUUUGGAGUGUCUCCGCUGACAAGGAGCGUCGCUACCAAGAACCAAAGCGCUGGAUUCCAUCCAUGAUGUGGGCAAAACAAUACAAAGAACAAGGCGGACAGUAA
This is a messenger RNA of Zychaea mexicana, 234 nucleotides long. RefSeq lists its product as uncharacterized. NCBI's taxonomy places the organism in Eukaryota, Fungi, Mucoromycota, Mucoromycetes, Mucorales, Lichtheimiaceae. The record is from RefSeq and is a predicted model, not a curated record. The transcript has 4 exons. The annotation marks the transcript as partial.